CGCGAAGCCUAUAAUUAUGGGACAUGCUCGGUGAGCAAAACAUUAAACAAAAAUAAUCAAAAGAUAUCUUUUGUAACAUCUUUGAAAUUUCACCAAAGGAAAAGCAAGAGAUUCGGUAAAAAUGCAGUCGAUGAAAGAAACAGCUUCGAAUAUUGCAGCUUCUGCAAAGUCUGGCAUGGACAAGACCAAAGCUACCUUGGAGGAAAAGGCGGAGAAGAUGAAGACGCGAGACCCUCUUCAGAAACAUAUGGCUACACAAGUUAAAGAAGAUAAGAUUAAUCUAGCUGAGAUGCAGAAGAGAGAAACGUAUGAGCACAACGCUGCCAUGAAAGAAGCGGCUGGACCCGGAAUCGGAACCGGAACUGGAACCGGUUUGGGUUUGGGGUCUGCCACUCACUCGACAACUGGACAAGUCGGACACGGCACUGGGACACACCAGAUGUCGGCUUUGCCUGGCCACGGAACAGGACAACUGACCGACCUCGUUGUGGAGGGUACAGCUGCGACCAACCCGAUCGGAAGGGACACUGGAACUGGUCGGACAACCGCUCAUAACACACACGUUGGUGGUGGUGGUACAACCGGGUACGGUCCCGGUCCGUACGGAACCGGCGGGGGAUAUAGUGGAUAGAAGUUUGCUCUGUUUUUACGGUUCUCUUAUUUGCUCUGUUUUUGGUAACUCGAAGUUUCGUGGUUUUGUUGUGUUUUUUGGGUCUAUCGUUUUUUAAAUCCUUCUGAAUAACUGUAGUAGGACUUCAAUCUCACCUAGUUUUUUUGUUGUUGUUUGAUGACAGUGCUACUUUCUGAGUUGCAUGUUGUUCAUGCAAAAUCUACAUAUAAUAGUAAGGAAAACCAGUUUUUAAGGGACUGCUGAGUCAGCAGUGUUGA
Messenger RNA from Camelina sativa (false flax), 888 nucleotides. The record is from RefSeq and is a predicted model, not a curated record. Lineage: Eukaryota; Viridiplantae; Streptophyta; Magnoliopsida; Brassicales; Brassicaceae.